Messenger RNA from Solanum dulcamara, 1929 nucleotides. Its product is annotated as protein EMSY-LIKE 3-like. The transcript is spliced from 10 exons. The record is from RefSeq and is a predicted model, not a curated record. Gene Ontology annotation, biological process: defense response to fungus. NCBI's taxonomy places the organism in Eukaryota, Viridiplantae, Streptophyta, Magnoliopsida, Solanales, Solanaceae. Bases 481 to 1671 code for a protein of 396 amino acids.
AAAUAGAAAAUAGAAAUUUAGCCAGCAAAAGUGAGUUUACAUGUAUAAAUUCCAUCCCUUUGAGUGUUGUUUUCUUUCACUUAAAGCCCAAUUCACCUCUUGUCGGUCCUUAAUUGUAGGUCGAAUCCGUGCUUGUUUUUUUCUUCAGUAUACAUAUAUUUUGUAUUAGUAACAACGCAGGCGGCAAGGUCAUCAAAAAGCAACAAUCUUUUCUCCAUCAGCCGUUUCAUUUCGAAUUCUGAGAUUAAUAUAGUUUUAAGAUCUGGUGUUUUGUUAUUAGUUUCUUGGUAUAUGGACUAUGAACUUAUAGAAAGCAACGUGUCUGCCUGGGCCAAACAAAAGAUGCACUAUUAGAAUCUCGGAUAUAAAUCUUGGUGAGGUACUGAUGAUGAUCUGCCUCGAUCACAAUAUAAUCGAGUCCCUGCAGGAAGCAUUAUAGGUGGAAACGGUAGGUCUAUAAGUUCAGCCCCAUACCAAAGGAUGUAUGUUGAUAUGGAAGUCCAAAUUCACAACCUUGAGCAGGAUGCAUAUGGUGCAAUCCUUCGAGCUUUCAAAGCACAGUCUGAUGCUCUUACAUGGGAAAAGGAAAGCUUGAUAACAGAACUCAGGAAAGAGCUGAGAGUGUCAGAUGAUGAGCACAGAGACCUACUAACCAAGGUCAAUGCAGAUAACCUCAUUCAUAGGAUCAGGGAGUGGAGAAAGACCGUGGGAAACCAACCUGUUCAUGAUCAACUCCCCAGUCCAACAGUUUCUGGAUCAAGAAAGAGGCCAAAAAUGUCACAAUCUGUGAUAAUGCCACUUGGUGCCCCGUCGGAGUCAUUGCACCAUCAGACAAUUGCAGCAAGCACGCAACCUACAACUCCAGGUGCAAAAUGGGGAGCAGCACCAGGAAAUGGAGGAUUUAGGUCGAGACCUGGCCAGCAAGUGUUCUCCUCUUCAAAGCCCAUUCAUUAUCAGCAGGCUGGUCCUGGUUCUUCUAGUGCUCUUCGUUCUGGUGAACUUGCUGAAAGACCACGCGACCCCUUGAUUGGGAGAAGAGUGAUGACUAGGUGGCCAGAUGACAACAACUUCUAUGAGGCCAUUAUAACUGACUACAGUGCUGUCGAUGGUCGGCAUGCUUUGGUGUAUGAUAUCAAUACACCAAAUGAAACUUGGGAAUGGGUUGAUCUCAAAGAGAUUCGCUCCAUGGAUAUUCGAUGGAUAGGUGAUGAUCCUGGAAUAUCUCGAGUAGGUGGAGGUGGUGGGCCAGGCUAUGGAGGAGUUAAUACUCUAAGUGCUGGAAGAGGGAGGAGAUUUGCUAGGCAACAAUUUGAGAAUGAUGUCAGUGCAUCAGAGAAUAGAAUCGUACAGAAGACAUCAGAUGCAAUUGAGAUACUGCACACAGAAACACUGAUAAAGAAGGUUGAGAAGGUUAUUGAUGCAAGUCACCCUGAUCUGGCCGAGCUUGCAAAGGCAAAAAAAAUGCUCAAGGAACAUGAACAAGCAUUAAUUGAUGUGAUUGCCAAACUUACCGAUGUUUGUGACAGUGGAAGUGGUGGGGAACCGCCAUUCUUCUGUAAAAACGAUCUGCUGGGGAGCAAUCAUGAUGGUGUAAAUAUGGAGCCUGAGAUGAGGACAAGAGGUGAAGGCGCAAUGGAAAAUCACCCAGAUGAGGAUGUCAUCGUUAUUUAGUUUCUUCCUUUUUUCAUAAUCAUUUGUAGGCAAUACAUUUUGUCUAUUUCGGAUUCUGGAGCUGAGCUGCUAAACGUCGUAUUUCAGCUCAAUGGAUUAUAGCGCCAAGUUAGCUGUUGCUUGUGUGAAUUGUGCAAGACAAAUGUAGAGAUGUCUUUAUAUGUUAAGUUACUACUCUUUGGUUGUGCUGCUACAACCCAUGAACAAAGCUGCUUCAGUUUGUUUUCCUUUCCCAAAUACAUUUUUAUUUUGUUGUGA